CAUAAUUUUUAUAGAGUCAAGCGCUUUUGUUUCUAAAUUCUAUCUCAUUCAAAUUAUUUUAUUUUGGCCUUCAAGAAGGUUUUGUUGUGAAAACAGCGACUCUUACUUUUUAUAAAACUGUGUAAAUCCAGUCAUGGCUGUUUGGCAACAGGUUCUGGCACUGGAUGCUAAAUUCAAUGCAUAUCGAUCUCCUAACAAUCCGCAAUUCAGAACAUUAUACAUCAGAAGAAGGAGUCAAUUGUUAAGGGAACAUGCCAAAAAUGAGAAAGAUGGGUCAACUAGAAAAGAAUAUCUCCAUCUGAGAGCCCAACUUUUAAAUUCUCGCUAUGGUAGUCCAGCUUUUUCAGAUCAAGGGAGCAUCAAAAGUAGAUCCUUUAGUCUGAGAAGUAUUGGCAGGACCAUAGAAAGUUUAGAGUCCAUGAUAGCAGCAGGGGGUGACAACAGGAAGUUCUUUCACCACAGACGUCACAUGAGCACUAGUUCCCUGAAAUAUUUGUACGAGGGCCCAAUGAAGCAUGUGUAUGACAGUAUUGAAGUGGUACCAACUAGUGUGGCUGAAGCCAGCAAAGCUAUGGCAGGAGGUAAGAGUCUCUCGGAAAAUUAUGCCUUUACGGGGAUGCACCACAUAUUUGAUCAACAUUCCAACGCAGUGACGUGUGUCAAGUUUGCUAACGAUGACAGAUCUAGAGUGGCAUGCUCAUCCUUGGAUGGCACUCUUUCCAUAUGUCAGCUGAUUCCUCCACCGGCCACCGUUAUCUGUAUGUUGAAAGGUCACAGCGCUGGGGUCACAGACUUUGUGUGGUCCUUGUCUAACGAUGUCAUACUGUCAGUUUCACUCGAUGGCACGGCCAGGCUCUGGGAUGUAGCAGCUGGCACUUGCAUGAGAGUCAUUGAAGACAGUCUGGGCUCUGAGCUGCUGUGCUGUGUGUUCCAGCCUUUAAAUAACAACAUGUUUGUCACAGGAAGUAGUCGAAGUCAGGUGCAAGUUAUGAACAUGUCCACGGGUAAAGGAUAUCGAGGAGGUAGCAGCAAAGUGACGGGUCGAGUCAAUGCCUUGACAUUUGAUGGCAGUGGCCAUAUCCUGUGGGCAGGAGAUGAACGAGGUUCUGUUUAUUCCUUUACAGUAGAUGUGGCCACUGGAAAACUAACCAAAACUCGAAGGAUGACAGUAUCUGAGGGCCAUCCAGUGACUAGUUUAUCUGCUAGAGCCUGGAUCAGCCGUGAAGCCAGAGACCCAUGUUUACUGGUCAAUUGUUGUGUCAAUGCUUUGUUUUUGUUUAGGAUUGUGUCUGAAGAUGGAGCUCUUCAGUUAAAAAGAACUUUUCCAAUCAAGCAGAGGUCACUGUGUGUCAAAAGUACAUUUUGUCCACUAAUGUCCUUCAGACAAGGAGCUUGUGUCAUCUCUGGGAGCGAAGACAUGUGUGUCUAUUUCUUUGACGUCACAAAAGAAAACAAGCCUUGCGUGAACAAACUCCUGGGACACUCUGCCCCUGUCAUGGAUGUGGCCUUUAACUGUGACGAGAGCCUCUUGGCAUCUUGUGAUGCUAAUGGCAUGGUGAUUAUUUGGAAGAGGGAAGGCAAACAGGCAACACUAUUUAUAUGAGCCAAUCAAAAUGAAUUUUACAUCUCACGUCUGCUUCUAUGUUACAUCUGUUUCAUAGACUGGUCAACUUUAUAAAAUUCAUAAACAAAGCGCUGCAGGGCCUGAACAUACAAAUCCUGGAACAUGUUGGACUGAUAAAUAACCUACAUAUGCAGGUGAUAUGCAUACUGACUAUAUUAUUUGCAGUAAGUUGUGUUGAAAUAAAUAUUUAUUCCAGGAAAGCUAAGCCAUUGUAAGCCAAACUGCAAUUUUUUUAAGGAUUUGUUGUAGUUUUAAUGACUACAAGUAUAACUUGCUGGAAAUCAGUGUUUUCAAAAUUACGUAUGCAAAUUAAUGUAAAAUGUGCAAUAUUUAAUAAUGCUUUGUGAAGACUAAACAGUCACUUGUGACUCAAUGGCUGUGACUAAUGUGUGCAAGCUCUUUUGUUUUGUGUACACACAGUUUUAUGUAACUAGCUAGCUGUAACCUGUCAUAGAACUAACUAGACUAAUGGACUAAUUGAAUGUCAUCAUAAUAAAAACACAAUUUAAUGUGGUGAAGACAUUUAUGUUUAUAUAGAUAUUGAUCUUCAUGAUCACACUGUCUCAUACAUUAUUUAAUAGCUGUAUCUUUCCAUUGAUACCUGAUGAAGGUCAAGGUUUUCUAUAUAUUCCUUUGUCCACUUUAGAAGUUCUUUUUGGAACUGAAGUAAAAGGUGAAAUAGUUGUGCAGGUCAGAGGACACUUUCAUUAACCAUUGAUGAAUUGUUUAUCUCCUAAUAAAACUCGGAGAAUUAAGUUGACUUGUAUUCUUGGGGGGUGAGAAAAUGUCCAGGCUCUUUUGUUGGGGCCAGUUAGGCUUUAAAUUUGUUGGGGAAGAUCAGUUAGGCUUUGAAUUUGUUAGAGAAGACCAGUUUAUCUGGCUGCCUGGUCAUGCAGUUUGCAUGCUGGUCUGUCGUUCGGGUUCAACCCUGCCUGCUCCCAUCCCCAGUCAUCCUGUGGUAGAAAGUAAAUUAUCUUCAACUCUGAAGGAACAUCCGAAACAAAACAAAAACAAACAUUCAUUAGAGGAGACCAGUUUAGUUUUGAAUUUGUUGGGGGAGACCAGUUAGGCCAUAGAGUUAAUGUCACUGGACGUCACAAGUACUUCUUUCAACACUGUCUAAUGUGUUUAUAAAGGCUAAUUGUAAGCCUCUUGAGUCAUAUGAGAAGUUCCAUGUAAAAUAUCCACAGAACUGUAGGUCUGUUGUUGGCUGCCAUUAAUUGUAAAUAAAACUUUCAGAAUCACUGAUAGUCCUUGCAGAACAGAGAAUAUGGACAGAAGUGUAUAAAGCUAUUCCUGUGUCCUGGUCUCAAAAGCUAAACACAUCUCUGAUUUUUGUCUUUCUCAACCUUGGUUUGUUGAGUAACAUCAUGUAACAACAGACCUACAGUUCUGUUAUUUUAUGUCCUGAGAGACAAUCAUCUUUCCAUUAGGACUAAAACAGAAAGAUUAAAAACUCCUUUAUCCAAUAGUGUUACAAGGUCAUCUGUUGUCAUCGAGAACUACAUAGAAGUCUAAUUCAUUAAUUCAUUAAGCGCUGGUUGUGAGUGUGUAUGUGUUUGGUGUGUGAAUGUUGUUAGUAUUUGCAUCUAUAAUGUUAUUGUACAGUAGUUACGCUGAGGUGGUCAAUUGUAGUCAAAAUGAAUUUCCAUUUGAUUGGACCAAUAAAAAUGAUCUUAUUUUAUCUUGAGAUCCAUACAUUUAUCAAAUGCAUAAUGUAAGUCAGUAUAGUCAUCAUACUGUCAAUGAAUUAGGUUCGCAAAAUGUUCAUCAAAUUGAACUACAUAGGCUCUC
Biomphalaria glabrata is the source of this 3418-nucleotide messenger RNA. RefSeq names its product WD repeat-containing protein 13-like. Gene Ontology annotation, molecular function: protein binding; promoter-specific chromatin binding. The transcript is spliced from 13 exons. NCBI's taxonomy places the organism in Eukaryota, Metazoa, Mollusca, Gastropoda, Planorbidae. The record is from RefSeq and is a predicted model, not a curated record. Gene Ontology annotation, cellular component: nucleus. The coding region runs from base 134 to 1603 and encodes 489 amino acids.